UGGUUAAAUAAAUUAUUUCAAAUUAGUGCAAAGAGGCGACUUGAAUUAGAAGAUCUGUAUCAGUUAAGUGAUGCCGAUAAAUCGGACGCACUAUUAAAGAAAUUUGACAGGGAAUGGGAUAAAGAAUUAAAAGUUCGAGAUAAUGGCGGUAGACCAAGUUUAACUCGAGCGUUGUUCAGAAUUUUUGGUUUUAGCUAUCUUCUAAUUGGUAUUCCGUGUCUUAUUGGGUUAUGUAGUAGGACCGUCUAUCCUAUAUUUAUUGGACUCCUUGUUGGGUGCUUUUCGCCUCAAUCGACUGCUGAUAAAACUCAAGGAUAUCUUUAUGCUCUUGGUUUAUCAUUGUCGAUGUUCAUAAUCGUUUUCUGUGAACAACCGGCUUAUUUUAGUGCUUACCGAGUUGGCUCUCAAUUAAGAACUGUUCUAUCUGCAGCUGUAUAUAGAAAGACGCUAAAUCUAAGUAGCGGAGCUGUAUCACAGAUCACAAUCGGUCGAAUUGUCAAUAUACUGGCUAAUGAUAUGCUGAAAUUUAACGAUGUUACCAAAUACUUACAUUAUUUAUGGAUUGGAACAUUAGUUGGAAUUGCUAUGAUAGUUGUGUUAUGGUUACAAGUCGGUUUUGCAGCUCUUGGCGUAAUUAUAGCGUUAAUUUUCAUCUUAGCUCUAAAGACUUAUAUAGCAUCAUUGCUAGCAAAAGAGAGAUUACGCUAUUUACGCUAUGCAGACGAGCGAAUUAAAAUCAUGAAUGAAAUUAUAACGGGGAUGAGAGUUAUCAAAAUGUAUGCUUGGGAGAAACCGUUUUCCAAGAUUGUCACCCAUGUUCGAGGGAAAGAAAUCAAACACGCGUUAAGGAUCGCUUAUAUGAGGGCUUUUCAUGCUGCAAUGCAAUUCAUAUCACUUAGACUGAUGUUAUUCUGUUCUGUUGUGAUUUAUGGUCUAUUUGGAAAUCCGUUGGAUCUUGCUAGAAUUUUUACAGUCUUCACGUUACUAUUAGGCAUUCGAUUGAUCUUUAUGUUUUGCAUACCGGAAGCUAUUCAAAAUAUAUCAGAAACUUCAGUUUCACUAAAACGUAUCCAGGACUAUUUACUAGCUGAAGAAUUACCUAAUAUUAGCUUAGUUCAGUUAGAUAAAAAUUACGAUAUGAAUAAUAAAGAACCUGUAGAAGUCAAUAAUCUAUCGAUCUGGUGGUCGGACGAGAAUAGACCAGUUUUAAAAGAUAUAUCUUUUAUGGUUAAAGAAAACGAAUUAUGUGCCGUAGUCGGACCAGUAGGAAGCGGAAAAUCUACACUUUUAGUGACACUGUUGAAUGAUGUGACUACAUUUAGUGGUCAUUAUAGGGUUAGAGGAAAAAUUGCUUACGCUUCUCAACAAGCGUGGAUUGUUUCAGAUACAUUAAGAAAUAACAUUCUAUUUGGCUUGGAAUAUGAUGACGCGAAGUAUAAUGAAGUGAUUGAUGCUUGUGCUCUAAGAAAGGAUUUAGAUUUAUUACCUAAUGGCGAUAUGACGUUUGUUGGCGAAAGAGGAGUACAAUUAAGUGGCGGUCAGAGGAUGAGAGUUAAUCUUGCGAGAGCUGUAUAUUAUAAUGCUGAUAUAUACUUACUGGACGACCCUCUAAGUGCUGUAGACGCAGAUGUUGGUAAACAUAUUUAUCAAAGAUGCAUUUGUGGCUAUUUAAGCAAUAAGACGCGCGUAUUAGUCACUCAUCAACUACAUCAUCUAAGAUCUGCAGAUAAGAUAGUCGUUUUAAAAGACGGAAGAAUCGAUAAAAUAGAUACUUUCCAAAAUCUACAAAUAAACUCUGAUGUAUUUUCGAUGACUACACAACAGCAGUCAUUAAAAACAUUUAAUAACGAAUUAGCAGAAAGUACGAUUACACAAAAUAAGAUAGAAAAUAAUAACGGUGGAGUUAUCGAAGAGGAAAACCGUAAUAGAGGCAGUAUACCUUGGAGAGUUUAUAUUAAGUAUUUUACAUCAGCAUUCGGUCCUACUCGUUCAGUUUUUGCCUGUAUACUAUUUGUAGCUUCUCAAGCAUCCUUUAAUGUUGCUGACUGGUGGUUUUCACAGUGGUCUUAUGCAUAUCAAAAUAUAUCUCUUUCGCGUAAUAGUUCAGUGGAAUUAAACACUGUAAUUAUGUAUGACCUCUCGAAUGCCGAUGUAAUAGCUAUAUACGCGGGACAAUUAGGGAUUUGUUUCUUAUUGGUUAUGAUAUGUUCAUGGGUUUUGGGUGCAAUGGCAGUAAGAGCGUCUAAACGUCUAGAAAGUAAAUUAUUUCAUUCGCUAUUAGAAACUAUCAUAUAUAUUUUCGACACUUAUCCGUCAGGAAGAAUCUUAAAUAGAUUUUCGAAAGAUUGUGCACAGAUGGAUGAUAAUAUCGGUUAUAAUUUGGUAUUCACAGUUCAGUGUAUCUUGGUCUGCAUUGGACAAGUUUUGACUAUCGCGAUUGUAAAUCCAUGGAUGUUAAUUCCGAUAACGAUAAUAUCAGUGUUAUUAAUAUUUUUAAGAAAAUAUUAUUUGAAUCUUUCAAGAGAUGUCAAACGCUUAGAGGCUGCAGGAAGUAGUCCGUUAUAUAGCCAUAUGUCUACUACACUGCAAGGCCUAACUACUGUAAGAGCUUACGGUGCAAGUUCGAGAUUUUUAGAGACAUUUAAAGAAUAUCUCGAUAUGCAUACACAAUCAUGGAUCGUAUUUAUUGCUUCAAUUCGAUGGAAUGCAUUCCACAUCGAUUUCUUGUGUUCAUUUCUCGUAGCAGGUCUUUCAUUCAGUCUGGUUCUAUUACCUGAAGGAUAUAUCAAUCCUGGAUUAUCAGCAUUACUUUUAAGUUAUGCCGUAGACAUGCUGGGGUUAUUAGACUGGGUAGUGAGACUAAGCUCUGAAUUAGAAAAUCAGAUGACAUCAGUUGAACGUGUGGAUGAGUAUACUAAAUUACAAAAAGAAAAUAAGUUCUAUAAAGAAAUCGAUCCUCCUACAAAAUGGCCUCAACUUGGCACUAUUAAAUUUAAUAACGUCUGUUUUACUCAUUACAAAACCUUGCCUUAUGUUCUUCAAUCUAUUACAUGCGAAAUCAAAAAGUUUGAGAAAAUAGGAAUUGUUGGACGCACCGGUGCUGGCAAAUCAUCAUUUCUAGCAUCUAUGUUCAGAUUAGCCGAGCCUACAGGACAAAUUUCAAUAGAUGAUGUUGUAAUUAAUAACAUCGGAUUACAUUGUUUACGAAGCUCAUUAUCGGUUAUACCGCAGGAUCCGGUAUUAUUCAUCGGUACUAUCAGAAAGAAUUUAGACCCUUUUAAUUGUUAUAACGAUGAAGAGUUAUGGAAAGCGUUAAAGGAGGUCGAAAUGGAGAAUUAUGUUAUCCAAUUACCCGACAAAUUAGAUAGUGAAGUAUCUGAAUUUGGAACAAACUUUAGUGUAGGCCAACGUCAAUUAUUGUGCCUAGCGAGGGCGCUCCUUAAGAAAAAUCGUAUACUAUGUAUCGAUGAAGCAACUGCUAAUGUCGAUCUGAAAACUGACGCUAUUAUCCAACGGACAAUUCGUAAACAAUUUAUUGAGUGCACUGUACUAGUUAUCGCUCAUCGUAUAAGUACUAUAAUAGAUUGUGAUCGAGUUAUGGUGUUAGAUGCAGGAAAACUUGUCGAAUUCGACUCACCUCAUAAACUAUUAGAAUUAGAUAGCUAUUUCAGUAAGUUAGUAGCCGAGACGGGUAUUGAAGAAAGUAAAAAUUUACGUGUACAAGCUGAGUAUCAUUAUAACCAUCCAGAGGUAUUUGCAAGAUCAGAUAAAGCAGAUAUAGCGGAAAUUAAUUUAGAAACGGAUAUUUCAUUUAAAGGCGAUCGACGACAGGUAAAAUUACUAGAAAUAGGAAUAUACUUUGAGAAUAUAUAUUAUUUUUAUGUCAGUUAA
Molecule: messenger RNA, 3891 nt
Organism: Trichoplax adhaerens
Lineage: Eukaryota; Metazoa; Placozoa; Uniplacotomia; Trichoplacea; Trichoplacidae
Exons: 23
Biological process (GO): transmembrane transport
Cellular component (GO): membrane
Molecular function (GO): ATP hydrolysis activity; ABC-type transporter activity; ATP binding
Source: RefSeq, a predicted model, not a curated record